UAGGAGCGGAGCCUGAACAGUGUGGGAUCUAGGAGAGGAACCAGCAGAAGCAGGAUCGGCAGCACAACAGGCCCCGAUGUGCAACAAUGUGUAACGAAACUGUAUCAUGCCCAUUCCCAGACAAAUACGAAGCUAUCCUGUUCCCCAUCAUCUACAGCAGUGUCUUUAUUGUGGGACUACUGGGUAACCUAAUUGCGAUCGGAGUCAUCGUCCAGCUUAUCAAGAAGAACAACAUUUUGGGAGUCUAUCUGGCCAACCUUUGCGCCUCUGAUCUCAUGUACAUCUUUACCCUUCCUGUCUGGAUAGUCUACACCGCUAAGGAAGAUUGGGUUUUUGGGACUCUAACGUGUAAGAUAGUGGGCUUCUUCUUCAAUUCCAAUCUCUACACCACGAUUGCCUUCCUCAGUUGUAUAGCCACGGACCGCUUUAUUGCCACCGUUUUCCCGUUACGCUCUAGGAUCAUCCGGAGCAUGAAGAAGGCAUUGAUAACUUGUGCGGUGGUGUGGCUCAUAAUCCUUGGAUCCCACAGUUAUUUCUUGAGCAGGAAUGAUCUGUUUACCUCAUCGCAAGAUGUAGAACUCUGCUAUGAGAAGUAUCCCAUGGAGCAAUGGAUGGCUCAUCUCAAUUAUUUUAGAAUCUUUGUGGUAUUUCUUAUCCCGCUAAUUCUUCUCGUUUUCUCCUACUGCUCCAUCAUCCGUGCUAUCCAUCGUACUUCUAGCUUGGAUGUAAUACAGAGAAGAAAAAUUACUGGCCUUCUACUGUCUAUGACCACCAUCUUUAUUGUCUGCUACCUCCCAUACCAUGUGGUCCUUUUUAUCCGUUCAUAUGUCAGCAACUUAAACUACUGCAACUGUGAGAUCGAAAAGCGAGUCAGACCAGCCUAUCGGAUCUCCUUUGCCCUCACGAGCCUCAGUAGUGCUGUAGACCCUUUUAUUAAUAUCUUUGUUAGUGAAGGGGUAAAGCAGGAUUUAAUGGUGGAACUCCGAGCUCUCUGGUAUUAUUUGCUAUAUCGAAGAAGAGCUGAUAAAAGCAAAAGAAAGUGCCUGACCUUUGUCUGUGAUGAAGCUGCAAAAAACCACAAUGGACUCCUGUGCACACAUCAAACCAAAGUCCAGACCCAGUUCUGAACAACGGAACCUUAACCAGGUCUCGAUUAGACUUUGCAAGAAGUAAUAGCUCCCAAUGUGAUGGAUUAACAAUUUAAAAAUCAAGAAAAUGGCAAGAUAUACCUAAAAAAAAAAAAAACAAUUACGAGGCCUCUGCAACCAGUGUUUAGGCAGUUUUGGUAUAUUUUAUGUUUAUGAACUACUUGCCAUCAAAAAUGGUGGCUCCUGUUCUCAUGGAAUACAGUUGACUUCUAUAUAGAGACAAUAAGCAAAGGAAUGACACCGGCACUACUGUCUAUGUUUAGCAAAGUUCAAACACAAAUGGACCUCUUCGAUAGUCACAAUGAAUGGCUGUAUGGCUCGUGUUAAGACGACUUCAGGUGGUGCUCACAUUCAAAGGAGACAGUUCACAUUGAGCAAA
Hyla sarda is the source of this 1527-nucleotide messenger RNA. Its product is annotated as G-protein coupled receptor 4-like. Gene Ontology annotation, cellular component: membrane. The transcript is spliced from 2 exons. Lineage: Eukaryota; Metazoa; Chordata; Amphibia; Anura; Hylidae. Gene Ontology annotation, molecular function: G protein-coupled receptor activity. The coding region runs from base 87 to 1127 and encodes 346 amino acids. The record is from RefSeq and is a predicted model, not a curated record. Gene Ontology annotation, biological process: G protein-coupled receptor signaling pathway.